Exophiala xenobiotica is the source of this 1438-nucleotide messenger RNA. RefSeq names its product haloacid dehalogenase, type II. Lineage: Eukaryota; Fungi; Ascomycota; Eurotiomycetes; Chaetothyriales; Herpotrichiellaceae. The transcript has a single exon. Bases 155 to 994 code for a protein of 279 amino acids. The record is from RefSeq and is a predicted model, not a curated record.
CGAGAAUUGAGUCGCCCAGUAAUUGUGGUUCUAAAUUCUGAUUCCAAGAUUGACCAGAUAUUUUCGAGAUUUCAACCCUACCUACCUAGGUAUCCAUACUAUUCACGGCGGUACCACCACAUACGAAGCUAUCACAAAGCCACAAUACAGCAAGAUGUCUGAUGAACUGCCAAUGCCAGAGCCGACGGUGCCUCGCAGGCCGUUUUCGGCAUUCAAAGUCAUAACUUAUGAUAUCUACGGGACCCUGGUCGAUUGGGAGACUGGCAUUAUCGACGGCCUUCAACCACUCGUCGCUCGGAUUCCAGCAGACUCUUCGCACAGCAUUUACAGAACCAGCGAAUCCGGCCAAGGACGAGUCAAGCUGGCCGAGAAAUUCAACGAAUUCGAGGCACAAAUCCAGGCCGGCAAUCCCAGCAUGAAGUACAGCCAAGUCCUGCGAGAAUCGUAUCUCAAGCUAGCUUCUGAAUUCGGUGUGCAGGACAACAGCGAGGUGGUGGAGAAAGAGGCGCAACAAUUCGGCGACAGUGUCGGUUUGUGGCCUGCAUUUCCCGACACCGUCGACGCGUGCAAGCGGUUGUCCAAGUACUACAAAUUAAUCCCCGUGAGUAAUGUCGACAGGGACAGUUUCAGCAAGACGUGCGCCGGCCCGCUGAGCGGGGUCGAUUUCUUCCGCGUCUACACGGCGCAGGACAUUGGCAGUUACAAGCCGGACCUGAGGAACUUUGAGUACCUGCUCAAGCAUGUGAAGGAAGACGCGGGCGUGGAGAAGGAUGAGAUUCUGCAUGUCGCGCAGAGCAUUUUCCACGACCAUGUGCCGGCGAAGAAGAUGGGCUUGAGCAGUGUCUGGAUCAAUAGGAAAGGAGCUGGCAUGGGCAGUGGUGGUGGGAUCGAGGGCAUUCAUCAACGGGGAGAAGUCGGGUAUGGAUGGAAGUUUGCCACGCUGGGGGCAUUUGCGGAUGAGGUUGAGAGGCAGAGGGCGGAAGAGCAGAAAUGAAGGUGCCCAGAAGGUAGUAGUUAGGACGAAGAAAGAUGAAGAUGAAGACGGAGGGACUUCAGAGUGAGCAACAAGUUGACUGCUGAUGAUACUCCUGGGAGUUGCUUUCAGCCUUGUCCAUGUAUCGCUUUCUGCCCGACUGAUCAAGUUUGCCAUCUGGUUGUCACGUUCAAAUAGCAACCUUGGACUCAGGCACCCAAGAGAGCAGCAGGGAAGAGUUCAGUAAGCCCUCUGCUGGCCUUCUGCCUCUUUCAACCGGGUCAUGAAUCUAUCGAGUUUGGUGGGCCGCCGAGGAAUAGGUACAGUAUGAAGUUGAUCAUCAAGGCGAUGCCGCCGACAAUGGCCCAUGGCUUUCCACCAAGCACUCGCAUGGCAUCGGGGAGGUUGUCAACGUGUUGAUACUUUCGCCAGAAGAUGAGGUAGAGGUAUGCCGUGUAGGUGGCG